AUGUCGGAAUGGGUGAUGGCAAGGUUGUUGAAGCAUCUAGAGAUAAUGAGAAAGGUCACUGAAGAAUUAACAGAAAUCAUGGGUUUGGACAACUUAGUUGAAGAAUCUCAUUUGCCCAAAUUACAUUAUUUAGAAGCGGUUAUUAAAAAGGCCUUACGUUUGCACCCACCUGGUCCUUUCCUAUUACUUCAUACUCCAAGUGAAUCUAGCAUCAUUGGAGGGUACCAUGUACCCAAAGGUUCUAGUAUUUUCCUGCAUAUUUGGGCUAUACAAAGGGAUCCAAAGUAUUGGGACAAUCCAUUGGAAUUUAAACCUGAGAGGUUUCUAAAUAAUGCUUAUGGUAGGUUUGAUUAUUCGGGCAACAAUUUUAAGUAUCUUCCAUUUGGGUCAGGGAGAAGAAUAUGUGCAGGGCUUGCACUAGGGGAGAGGACACUCAAAUACAUACUGGCUUCACUUUUGCAUUCUUAUGAGUGGAAAUUGCCACAAGGUUCAGAGAUAGAAUUUUCUGACACUUUCGGUGUUGUUACCAAGAAGAAGAAUCCAACCGUUGCAAUUCCAACUCCAAGGUUAUCCAAGUCUGAGCUCUACAUAGAAUAG
Juglans regia (Persian walnut) is the source of this 597-nucleotide messenger RNA. Its product is annotated as flavonoid 3',5'-hydroxylase-like. NCBI's taxonomy places the organism in Eukaryota, Viridiplantae, Streptophyta, Magnoliopsida, Fagales, Juglandaceae. Gene Ontology annotation, molecular function: heme binding; iron ion binding; monooxygenase activity. The record is from RefSeq and is a predicted model, not a curated record. The transcript has a single exon. Bases 1 to 597 code for a protein of 198 amino acids.